AUGUUCGCCCCUUCGACCGAGCCCUGGGGGGCGCUCGCGAGCGCCCAGGGCACGCUCGGGCGCGGUGAUACCUCCCCGCACGUCCCGUGGAGCGCGAGCGCGGGCGGGCGAGCGCUGUGGCGGAGUAAGAUGAUGAAGCACUUUGAACGCGCCAAGGAGUCGUUGCGGUCGAACGCGCAGUGUGUUCGUGGACGACGGCGCGCGCGACGGAGCGCGCGGGGGGUGCGGGGGGUGAUGCUCGCGCUCGCGCUGUGUGGUGUCGGUGCGGUGAGCGUGUGGGGGGGGUGGCGGCGGAGACACGCGAUGCGACCGGGACGGAUGGAUCGCGUCCCGCUCGAGGCGCGGCGGGUGGAGGAUGUCGGGGUCGUGGAGGGUGAAUUAGGGUCGGGGGCGAUGAUGUUGUCGUGUGGAGCGUUGGAUGCGGAGGUUGGGGGGUUCAAGGGGGUCGUGCGACGGUUUCGGCCGACGCGGGUGCGGAGCGGGAAGAGUCUGUUUUCGUGGCCCGGAGCGGCGAAGACGGCGGUGUUGACGGGGGUGAACGCGGAUGCGGCGGACGCGAAGGCGUCUUUGGAGGCGUUUUUGACGCAUUACUUGGAUUUUGGGAAGAUUCCGGCGAAGAACGUGUUCGUGGUGGUACACGACAGGCUCGGCAAGGAGGAAUCGAACGCGAAGGUGCUCGAGGCAUUGUUGAUCGAGCGAGGGGUGACGUACGACGUGUACGUCGGUUCGAAGCUCUUGCACAGCGAGCUGUCAACAUUUUGGCAGCGGCAUCUCGACGGGGGGAAGUUGGACGAGGAGGACUGGGUUAUUCUUGCGGAUUUGGACGAGCAUCUCACGGUGCCGCCGAGGGAAGACUUGGGGAGCGAGGGACAUAGCAUUCCUCUGUUCCUCGCGCAGGCGGACGAGCUGGGGUACGAAGUCGUGAACGGGAUCUGGAUCGAUCGCGUCACCUCUGACGGAUCGUUGACGGAGGCAAACGGGCAGUCUCUGCACAAGCAGUUUCCCAAGAAGUGUCAAGUCGGGCCAGAGUGUGAUUUGCGAAGAAAGCCUCCGCGCGGCACGGCGCCGCAUCAUGAGCGCAUGGUCAUCGCGCACAAACUGAAAUUUGCGAUUCGUGACGUUCGAUCACUGCACGACUUCGCGAUCGACGACUUCGCCAGGCCAAAGCCUCUAACGGUGGCUCAGAAACGCGUCUUCCCGGUGCCGGUUGCGGUGCAGCACUUUCAGUGGACCGCGGGAACAGAGGAUCGCUUACGCGGCUUGGCCGAGUCGUACGAAGCGUGCGGGUUAAAGGAUGCGAACGUCGCACUGACAGAAUUAGCUUCGAGCCUGGAGCGCGCGAAUCACAAGAUGACCACGAAAACGUGUCCAUCUUUAUCUUGCGACGACACGUUGGCGGACAACGGGAAUUCGUCGAUUCGGCGCAUCGCCAUCGUGACUACCGUAUGGGAGCAUGUCGACGGUGUUAGUCGUACGAUGAAACGGUUUUCUGAGUAUCUUCGAGGACGCGGUGAUACGAGCGUGCUCGUCAUGUCACCGGAUCUCGCGGAGCAGGACUACUUGCGGGCAAACGUAGACGACGACAUUCACGAACUCGUGGCACCCGUACCCGCGAUCGAGGUUCCAGGUCGUCCGGAGUACAAAUUCGCGCCCCCGUUACGAGCACAGCAACGGGUCGUUCUUAGCGCGUACAGACCGCACGUCGUACACGUCGCGGCUCCGGAUAUGCUCGGCCACAGCGCGGUGCACUGGGCCGCAGAAGUCGGAGUAUGUUCGGUGUGCUCGUACCACACCGCUUUCGACACGUACAUGCAGUACUAUCACGCGUCCGUGCUGUCACAUCCCAUCGAACAUCUGUUGAAGGAUUUCUAUGGCAAGUGUGACGUCGUCGCAGUGCCCACGUACGCGGCCGCCGCGCAUUUGCGGAAGUUGGGAGUCCCCGGAGAGAGGAUGGGAUUCUUCCCGCGCGGAGUGAACCAGACGCUCUACAGUCCGAAGAUGCGAGACUCAAAGUACAGGAAAGAAAUGUUCGGUGCCGACGAUGAUGAAAUCAUCAUUCUUUGGGUCGCUCGCAUCGUGCGCGAGAAAGGACUACAGAGCUUCAUGAACACCGUAAAAGCCUUGAAUAGAGCAGCGGCGAAGGAACCCGACUUGCCUAAGUUCCGCGUCGUCAUCGCGGGCGAUGGGCCCGAUUUGGGAUGGGUCCGCGGCACGUUGUCGCAGUACAGCAAUGUGGUCAUCUUGGGACACAAAGGCGGUGCGAACCUUGCGAAGACGUACGCGGCGGGUGACAUAUUCUUUUUCCCCUCCAAGACGGAGGUGAUCCCAAACAAUCUCAUCGAAGCCAUGGCAUCGGGUCUGCCCGUGGUCACGGACGACGUCGGCGUCAAUCGAGCGAUCGUACAAGACGGGGUUAGUGGCAUCAUUGUCAAGCACACGGCGGUGAUUCCAAGAGACGUCUCAAAUUACGUCCACGCACUGAAGCGAUUGAUGAAGGAUAAAACGCUCGCGAAGAGGAUGUCUCAAGCCGCUGUGGAAAGCACGGUCGGUCUGACCUGGGAGCGGACGUUUGAAUCCCUCUUACACGCGUACGAUCGUUGUCGUCCAGGAUUGCCGUACGCUAGACACAUACCGAGAGAAAAACUCGAUGAACCAAAGGCGUACCCGCGCACGUAUGAACCGACAGAGACGACUCGGGAUGUCAUCGUGGACGACGGGGCGCCUUCAUAUUCGUUGCUCUACCGCAUCUCUCGCGGUAUCACGGGUGGAUACGUGCGUUCAUUGGAAGACGCGAAACGUGAUGACGAGGUAUUUGCGAAGGAUGGCUCGUUCGCGUGA
Molecule: messenger RNA, 2838 nt
Organism: Ostreococcus tauri
Lineage: Eukaryota; Viridiplantae; Chlorophyta; Mamiellophyceae; Mamiellales; Bathycoccaceae
Product: Glycosyl transferase, family 1
Exons: 1
Coding region: 1-2838 (945 amino acids)
Molecular function (GO): glycosyltransferase activity
Source: RefSeq, a predicted model, not a curated record